Messenger RNA from Penicillium angulare, 1329 nucleotides. Its product is annotated as ATP-dependent RNA helicase SUB2. The coding region runs from base 1 to 1329 and encodes 442 amino acids. Gene Ontology annotation, biological process: mRNA splicing, via spliceosome; mRNA export from nucleus. The record is from RefSeq and is a predicted model, not a curated record. Gene Ontology annotation, molecular function: RNA helicase activity; ATP binding; RNA binding. The transcript is spliced from 5 exons. NCBI's taxonomy places the organism in Eukaryota, Fungi, Ascomycota, Eurotiomycetes, Eurotiales, Aspergillaceae.
AUGUCCCACGAAGAGGAUCUCAUCGAUUACUCGGACGAGGAGCUCCAGACAACACAGGCGCCAGCCACCACCGCUGCUCCCGCCGACGCCAACGGUGAUGAUGAUAAGAAGGGCGAUUUGACUGUCUCUGGCGGCCGCCCCGACAAGAAGGGUAGCUACGUUGGUAUCCACUCGACUGGUUUCCGCGAUUUUUUGCUCAAGAGCGAACUCUUACGUGCGAUUACCGACUGCGGAUUCGAACAUCCAUCGGAGGUCCAGCAAGUUUGCAUUCCCACCGCCAUUCUGAAUGUCGACGUCCUUUGUCAAGCCAAGUCCGGUCUUGGUAAGACCGCUGUCUUCGUUUUGACCACCCUCCACCAGCUGGAGCCCGUCGCCGGCGAGGCCUCUAUUCUUGUCAUGUGCCACACCCGUGAGCUAGCCUACCAGAUCAAGAACGAGUACGCCCGUUUCUCCAAAUACCUUCCCGACGUCAAGACCGCCGUUUUCUUCGGUGGUACCCCUCUCCAGAAGGAUGUUGAGCUCCUUGCCAACAAGGACACCCACCCCAACAUUGUUGUCGCCACUCCCGGUCGUCUGAAUGCGCUUGUCCGUGAUAAGAAGCUGUCCCUCCGCAACGUCAAGGCUUUCGUUCUUGACGAGUGUGACAAGAUGCUCGACCAGAUCGACAUGCGCCGUGAUGUCCAAGAGAUUUUCCGCGCUACCCCCGCCGAUAAGCAGGUGAUGAUGUUCAGCGCUACUCUCUCCCAGGAGAUUCGCCCCAUUUGCAAGAAAUUCAUGCGUAAUCCCCUCGAGGUCUACGUUGACGACGAUACCAAGCUCACCCUGCACGGUCUGCAGCAGUACUACAUCAAGCUCAGUGAGCAAGAGAAGAACCGUAAGCUGAACGAGCUUUUGGACAACCUGGAGUUCAACCAGGUCAUCAUCUUCGUCAAGAGCACUCUCCGUGCCAACGAGCUGGACAAGCUGCUUCGCGAAUGUAACUUUCCUAGUAUCGCUGUCCACUCUGGCGUCAGCCAAGAGGAGCGUAUCAAACGCUACAAGGAGUUCAAGGAGUUCAACAAGCGUAUCUGUGUCGCAACUGAUGUCUUCGGUCGUGGUAUCGAUAUUGAGCGUAUCAACCUCGCUAUUAAUUACGAUCUCCCCGCUGACGCCGACUCCUACCUCCACCGCGUCGGUCGUGCCGGUCGUUUCGGUACCAAGGGUCUUUCAAUCUCCUUUGUCAGCAACGAAGAUGAUGAGAAGGUCCUCAAGGACAUCGAGAAGCGAUUCGAGGUCGCCCUGCCCGAGUACCCCGAGGGCGGUGUUGACUCUACCACUUACAUGGCCUAA